AUGGAUAUUGAUGAUAUUUUGAAAGAGUUUGAAGAAUCUUCCAAACAUGAAAAGAUCAGUAGUAAAACCUCAUCAGUCAAUUUAUACCAAGAUUUGCUAAGAGCCAUGAUCAACGAACGAAUGGCUCCUGAAUUAUUGCCAUAUAAACAAGACUUAAUGUCCACUGUUUUAACCAUGAUGUCUAACCAACAACAAUACUUACUAGAAUCCCACGAGUAUGGAGACAUGAAUGGCGAAAGUGGGGUAUUAUCUGGUGACUUUAAAUUACAACUAAUGAUUAUUGAGACCGAUUUAGAGCGUCUUAACUAUAUUGUUCGGCUAUACAUACGGACCCGAUUGAGUAAAUUAAACAAAUUCACUAUUUUUUAUAUCAACGAAAGUAACGAAAAUGACACGUUACUAUCUAAAGAGGAAAAAGAUUACCUUCACAAGUAUUUUCAAAUUUUAACUCAAUUAUAUAACAAUUGUUUCCUCAAAAAACUUCCGCAAAUAUUGUCGUUUUUGGACGACACCAGUGGCGGUCAAUCAAUGAUUGUUGAACCUGAUUUAGAUCAGUCUGUAUUUAUCAAAUGUACUCUGGAAGUUCCAAUUUUGCUAGAUUAUGAUGGAACUACAGAGAUUGAUUUAGAAUUAAUAAAAAAUGGAGUCUACGUCGUGAAAUACAGUUUAGUCAAAAGAUAUAUUGAUAUUGGAGAUGUGAUAUUAAUAUGA
This is a messenger RNA of Candida dubliniensis CD36, 711 nucleotides long. It is a transcript of the gene SLD5, whose product is annotated as DNA replication protein. NCBI's taxonomy places the organism in Eukaryota, Fungi, Ascomycota, Pichiomycetes, Serinales, Debaryomycetaceae. Gene Ontology annotation, cellular component: GINS complex. Gene Ontology annotation, biological process: double-strand break repair via break-induced replication; DNA-templated DNA replication. The transcript has a single exon. The record is from RefSeq and is a predicted model, not a curated record. Bases 1 to 711 code for a protein of 236 amino acids.